AUGGCAAGCCACCCUCCUUCUCCGGCGCCUACGCCACAACCUAGCGAACGAGCUAGCAUAUCUGCCGAGAUUAAUAUCGCCACGAGGAAGCAGCAUACCGAGCUCAACCGUCUGAUAAUUGAGCGCUUGCCUCUCGCGCUUCCGCCGCAUUCUUCUAAUCCAGCGCUUCUUGGCCAAGGGUUGGCGGCUUUCGCGAAGAUCUUCUUCGUGUUUGAGGCAGUAUGGGCUAGUCUGGAUGAUGGCAAGACAGCGCAAGAUGGAGGGAAGGCCGGCGAUACACGGAAGACUGAGCUCUUAUCAAGGCUCAAGUGUCUGCGACCUGAGGUCAUGGAGCGGUCGCAGAGGCUGGCCACUGAUCUGAGGCACAUCGAGAGGAUCACUGGCCAGGAUUGGAGCCAUCAUACUUCAGCUGAAUUGCCGGUUGGACAGGGACUUAUCGCCAAGCCGCAUUUGCUUCUUGCGUAUGCUUGGGUUAUGUACAUGGCUAUCUUUUCUGGCGGACGUUGGAUACGGCAGCAGCUGCAAAGCGCUGGGCCUGUAUUCUGGGCUGCACCGGUCGGUAUCACCGUGGACGACAGCAAGAAGAGCGCCGGAGUCAUGCCUGGCUUUUCUUUCUUGUGCUUUGAAGGCGAACAGGAUGGUGAAGACAUCAAGCGGGACUUCAAGCCCAGGCUUGCCGAGACUGAAGCCCUUCUAAAUUAUGAAGAGCGGCAGGAGGUCAUCCAUGAAGCACGACGCCUGUUCGAGCACUGCGUUGCAUUGGUCCAUCAGCUAGACGACCUGGUCUUGAAGCAAAGGCUGGUUCGCGUGGCAGGUGUCGCUGCGUUGCUUGGUCUCCUUCUUGUUGCUUUGGUAUGGCUUUACUGGUACGACCAAUAUGGAUACUUGUCGACAUGA
Messenger RNA from Recurvomyces mirabilis, 897 nucleotides. RefSeq lists its product as uncharacterized. Lineage: Eukaryota; Fungi; Ascomycota; Dothideomycetes; Mycosphaerellales; Teratosphaeriaceae. Gene Ontology annotation, biological process: heme oxidation. Gene Ontology annotation, molecular function: heme oxygenase (decyclizing) activity. The coding region runs from base 1 to 897 and encodes 298 amino acids. The transcript has a single exon. The record is from RefSeq and is a predicted model, not a curated record.